AUGGAGGCCCCCGGACACGUAUUUAUCCUCUGUUGCAUCCCUUCGGUCGAGUCGUCCUGGGGCGGUCAUGAACGGCUCUCAUGUACCCCCGGGGUAUUCGCCGCCGUUCCAGGUGGUCGACGACAAGCACCACGGCGCCUGGAUUAUCAUCACCGCCGCCUUGGGGCUGGUCAUUUCGCUGGUCAGCUUCCUGAUCCGGCUAUCGUCGCAAUCAUACAAUCAUCCUUAAUCUUCGGCGCCGUGUCGCUCGGCUUCGGCACCUCCAUCACCUUGGUAGACCACGCGCUCCUAGACAAGAUCCAAACGCUCGUCACCGUCAGCGACCUCCUCUACAUCAUCACCGUCUACGUCUCCAAGUGCUGCGUCGUGGGCAUCCACCUGCGCCUCACGCCGCAGAAAUGGCACAACCGCGCCUCGUGGGCCACGCUGGUCCUCUGCACCGCGUGGGCCCUCACGGCCGUCUGCAUGGUCGCCAUCAACUGCGAGUUCAACCGGCCCUGGACAGCCGAGGGCGUGCAAUGCAGCAACUUCCUCGUACGAUGGGAGUUCAUCGUCUCCAUGGACAUCAUGACCGAACUCAUCCUCUUCGGGCUCGCCGUCGUCCUCCUCGCCGGCCUCUUCAUGCCGCUCAAGAAGAAACUCACCAUCGGCUUCGCCUUCUUCUGCCGACUCCCUCUCAUCCUCUUCUCCAUCUUCAACGUCUACACCCUCAAUAAAAACUAUUACGAAACAGACCCCACGCUCUCGGCCGUCGGCCCGACGAUCUGGUCGCAGGUCGAGCUCAACUACGCCCUCGUCACCUGCAGCGUCUUCGUGCUGCGCCCCUUCAUGGCCGCCGUCAGCACCAACUACGGCACGGCGGGCGACUCAAACCUCGAGAGUACGCGCGCCUCGCGCACGCCCAAGGACGGGAGCAAUGCGAAGACCGGGUCUGGGUCUGGAUCCGGGACGGGGACGCCCGCGACGGCGACGGUGGCGGAGCAGGAGGAGAAGCGGAUGUGGAGUGCCCUGCGCGCGGAGAAGCGCCUCAAGACGCAUGCGCGGCUGCGCAGUGAGGAGUCUGCGCCGGGGGGUGCUGCGACCCGGCCGGGACGGGCGCAGGACGAUGCGAUCGAGCUUGUGGAGCGAGGCGGGUCGCGCAGUGCUGGGAGUGAUGGCAGUCAGAAGAUGUUUAUCCGGAAGGAUGUACAGUAUUCGGUUGAGUAUAAGCGGAAGAAGUCGGAAGGGGACGUUCCGAGUGAGACGGAAUACUGGGACCGCUAUCUGGAUCAGCGGCCCUGA
Aspergillus terreus NIH2624 is the source of this 1281-nucleotide messenger RNA. RefSeq lists its product as uncharacterized. The record is from RefSeq and is a predicted model, not a curated record. The transcript has 6 exons. The coding region runs from base 1 to 1281 and encodes 426 amino acids. NCBI's taxonomy places the organism in Eukaryota, Fungi, Ascomycota, Eurotiomycetes, Eurotiales, Aspergillaceae.